Molecule: messenger RNA, 738 nt
Organism: Hermetia illucens (black soldier fly)
Lineage: Eukaryota; Metazoa; Arthropoda; Insecta; Diptera; Stratiomyidae
Gene: Rrp47
Product: nuclear nucleic acid-binding protein C1D
Exons: 2
Coding region: 70-531 (153 amino acids)
Biological process (GO): maturation of 5.8S rRNA; regulation of gene expression
Cellular component (GO): exosome (RNase complex); nucleolus
Molecular function (GO): RNA binding; DNA binding
Source: RefSeq, a predicted model, not a curated record
UUUAUUUUGACAUUUGCCCGGCACUCACGUGGUGACAGUAACAGUAAACAAGUGGGUGAUAGAGGCAAAAUGGGUUCUGAAGCGAUAGACUUCGGUGAAUUAAAGAACGAUACCAACUUUGUUAACAAAGUGACAAACAUAUCGGCUACACUCGAUAAAAUAGAAGAAAGUAUCCAGCAAAUGCUGGAGGUGAGAGACUAUGAGCGUCUUUCGACCCAAGAGAAGGUGAAGUAUGACCUCUACCUUUCGUACGCGAUAAACUCGCUCUACUGGAUGUACGUAAAGAUACAAGGAAUGGAUCCUAACAAUCAUGACAUCAAACACGAACUGUCUCGAGUCCGGCAAGCGAUGAUGAGGGACAAGGCGCUGCACGACAGGAAUACGAUUCGACCGGUCCUGGAUCAAGGAGCGGCCGGAAGAUUCAUCCGCCACGGGUUGCACAAGAAGCGACAGGACGACGAGAACCAAAACAGAGAGUUCGGAGGGCCUUCUUCUACCCUGAAGAAUAAGCACAAGAGAUUUGAUGACUAAACUACGUGCCGAUGGCCGCUUUGCCUUGUACAUAGACAAAUUCUAAUUUUAAUGGUGACCCAUCCGGCGUAUUAGAAGUGUAUGAUGUGUGUUUGCCUUUGUGUGAUUUAAGCUAUGAGUUUUAUGAACAAUGAGAGAAUUUUGUAAGUGGAUUAAGUAUUGUCCUAUUGUGAACGUUAAAGUAAUAAACAAAUGUUUUUUAAAAUG